UAUUAUCUCGAGUCCACAGAAAUGAUAAUAAUGGACUGUGAUGAAUGAGAUGAGAUUCCAUCGACACCAGUCAUUAAAAGCAUUACUUGAUUCUUUAGCUUAUCUAUUUUAAUUGUUUCAAAGUCGAGUUCCAUGGCGAUCUUUAGCAGCAAGCUCGUCCUUUCAUCCAUUGUCCUGAUCUGUUUUCUUUUUCCGGCGCCGGCAGUAUCCACCGGCAUCGACCACUGUGAAGGCACUCUGUACCCGGAGCUCUGCGUAUCCACCCUCUCCGCCAUCCCGGACAUCCACGCCAAGUCCCUCCCCGACGUCAUCUGCGCCACCAUCAAAGCCUCCAAGACCGCCGUCAAUGCCGCUAACAAGAACUGCUCCAUCUACCUCCGCCACCACAGCUACACCCUCGAUGGCCGCCAGCGCUACGCCAUCACCGACUGCCUCGACCUCUUCUCGCAGACCCUCAACCAGCUGUCCGCCGCCUGGUCCCACCUCUCCCGUGGCAACGCCUCCUCCCGCGUCGAAGACGUCCGCACCGUGCUCUCCGCCGCCAUCACCAACCAGUACACCUGCCUUGACGGCUUCGCCUACGUCGGCCACGAUGGCGGCUACCGCCAAGUCAUCGAGGGCCGGCUCUACCACGUGUCUCACAUGAUCAGCAACUCCCUGGCCAUGGUGAGGAAGAUACCGCGGAAGGUGCCUCGCCGUCGGGAGGCCCUGGAUGGGUACGGCUCGGUGGACGCCGCCAGAGGGUUCCCGGAGUGGGUGUCGAAGAAGGAUCGGAGGCUGCUGCAAGCGGCGACGAAUGAGACGAGUGUGGACCUGGUCGUGGCGAAGGACGGGAGCGGGAACUUCACGACGGUAAGCGAGGCAGUGGCGGCGGCGCCAAACAACAGUAAGCAGAGGUUCGUGAUCUACGUGAAGGCGGGGACGUAUCUGGAGAACGUGGAGGUGCCGAUGAGCAAGAAGAACUUGAUGUUGAUGGGCGAUGAGAUCAGAAAGACGGUGAUCAAAGCAAGCAGGAACGUGGUGGAUGGAUGGACCACCUUCCGAUCGGCCACUGUCGCGGUGGUGGGCGACGGAUUUUUGAUGCGCGACGUGACGGUGGAGAACUCGGCCGGGCCAAGCAAGCACCAGGCCGUCGCCCUCCGCGUAGGCGCCGACCUCUCCGCCUUCCACCGGUGCAGCUUCGUGGGAAAUCAGGACACCCUCUACGUCCACUCCCUCCGCCAGUUCUUCUACGACUGCGACGUCUACGGCACCAUCGACUUCAUCUUCGGCAACUCCGCCGUGGUGCUCCAGAAGUGCAGACUCUAUGCCCGCCGUCCUCUCCCCGGCCAGCAGAACUUUUUCACGGCACAGGCACGGGAGGACCCCAACCAGAACACCGGCAUCUCCGUUCACAGAUGCCAGGUCAAGGCGGCCGCCGACCUCUUACCGGUGCAAUCCAGCUUCCUCACCUAUCUCGGCCGGCCGUGGAGGGAGUACUCCCGCACUGUCUUCAUGAAGUCGUUCCUCGACAGCUUGAUCGAUCCGGCGGGGUGGUCGGAGUGGGACGGGAGCUUCGCGCUGAGCACUCUGUUUUACGGGGAAUACAAGAACAGUGGGCCGGGGGCGACAACCACCGGCCGGGUGAAGUGGCCGGGGUACAGGAUUAUCAACAGCUCCACCGAGGCGAAGGCGUUCACGGUAAAAUCCUUCAUCGAGGGGGAUCAGUGGUUGACUUCCGUGCCUUUUCUCCCUGGAUUAGCAUAAAUAGAAUCAUCGAUCGAUCGUUUAUAAUUAGAUGUCUGGAUGCUUUCAUUAAUUAGUUGGGAUCUUAAUUUAGUUUAGCAUUUUGAAUAAUUUGGCCUAAUUUCAUCAUGUACUCGAUCGCUACCUACUACCUACU
Messenger RNA from Zingiber officinale, 1882 nucleotides. RefSeq names its product pectinesterase-like. NCBI's taxonomy places the organism in Eukaryota, Viridiplantae, Streptophyta, Magnoliopsida, Zingiberales, Zingiberaceae. Bases 133 to 1746 code for a protein of 537 amino acids. Gene Ontology annotation, molecular function: pectinesterase activity; pectinesterase inhibitor activity. The transcript has 2 exons. Gene Ontology annotation, biological process: cell wall modification. The record is from RefSeq and is a predicted model, not a curated record.